AUGAAAUUAUUUCAUAUCUAUCUAUCUAUCUAUCUAUCUAUCUAUCUAUCUAUCUAUUGCAGUCUGUUCAUCAUCUAUCUAUUUCAGUCUGUUCAUUAUCUAUCUAUCUAUCUAUCUAUCUAUCUAUCUAUCUAUCUAUCUAUCUCAGUCUGUUCAUUAUCUAUCUAUCUAUCUAUCUAUCUAUCUAUCUAUCUAUCUAUCUAUCUAUCUAUGUAUUUCAAGAUCUAUCUAUAUCUAUCUAUAAAAUGGUACAAGGAAGACAAGAAGGAAAACAUAGCGACUAGCACGUUCAUAUCAUCUUUCUUUCUCACCCUUUUUCUUUCUGCUUUUCUUUCACUAUCUAUCUAUCUAUCUAUCUAUCUUUCAUUCACUGACUAUCUAUCUAUCUAUCUAUCACUGACUGUAUGUCUCUAUGUUCAAAAUAUAUCUAUAGUAAUUAUUAAAGUAUACAUAGAUCUAUCUAUCUAUCUAUCUAUCUAUCUAUCUAUCUAUCUAUCUAUCACUGACUGUAUAUCUAUCUAUCUAUCUAUCUAUCUCUCUAUCUAUCUAUCAUUGACUAUCUAUCUAUCUAUCUAUCUAUCUAUCUAUCUAUCUUUCACUGACUGUAUAUCUAUCUAUCUAUCUAUCUAUCUAUCUAUCUAUCUAUCUAUCUAUCUAUCACUGACUGUAUGUCUCUAUGUUCAAAAUAUAUCUAUAGUAAUUAUUAAAGUAUACACAGAUCUAUCUAUCUAUCUAUCUAUCUAUCUAUCUAUCUAUCUAUCUAUCACUGACUAUCUAUCUAUCUAUCUAUCUAUCUAUCUAUCUAUCUAUCUAUCUCAGUCUGUUCAUAUCUAUCAUAGUUUCUUUUUCAUUUUUUCUUUCUUUUUCCUUCCUUAUUAUUUUUAUUUUUUCUCUUUUAAUUCGUUGUUUUAUUCUUUCUUCCUUGUCCUUUCCACUUUGUCACACUCUUUUUUUAAUCUUGCAAUCUUCUUUUUCUUCAUUUUUAUAUUUUCUUCAUUCAUUCAUUUCUUUCUUUCUUUUUUUUCUUUCUUUCUUUCUUUCUUUCUUUCUUUCUUUCUUUCUUUCUUUUACCUUUGCAUACUUUUUCGUCUAUCUUGUUCUUCCUUUUUUCGUUCUUUCUUUUUUCUUCCUUCCUUUCUUUCAUUGUUUCUUUCUUUCUUUAUUUCUUUUCUUUCAUUUCCUUCGUAUAAAAAUAUAUUCUUCCUUUUUCCCAACUACGUCUAA
Messenger RNA from Acanthosepion pharaonis, 1224 nucleotides. Lineage: Eukaryota; Metazoa; Mollusca; Cephalopoda; Sepiida; Sepiidae. The record is from the annotation of a GenBank genome assembly.